CGGCGGCGGUGGAGGGACGGGGACGGAGCCGGGGACCGACCGGGGGCGGCCGCUGCCGGGCGCUGGGGCUCGGCUCGGGCGGCGCUGCCAUGUUCGGCCGCGGCUCCCGCAAGCGGCUCUCGGGCCGCUCGCUGACGGCGUCGGGGGAGCCGGAGCGGGGCCAGCCCUGCACCACCUGCGGGGACCAGUGUCCCGGCUUCGCCCUGCACAAGUGGAGGAAGAUUUGCCUUCACUGUAAGUGCUCCCAGGAAGAGCACAUCGUGACAGUUAUGCCUUUGGAGAUGGAGAAGACCGUCACCAAGCUCAUGUUCGACUUCCAGAGGAAUUCCACCUCCGACGACGACUCGGGCUGUGCCCUGGAGGAGUACGCGUGGGUGCCCCCCGGCCUGAAACCCGAGCAGGUGCACCAGUACUACAGCUGCCUCCCAGAAGACAAGGUCCCCUACGUCAACAGCCCGGGAGAAAAAAUCCGCAUCAAGCAGCUUUUGCACCAGCUGCCGCCGCACGACAAUGAGGUCCGCUACUGCAAUUCGCUGGAUGAGGAGGAGAAGAGAGAGCUCAAACUCUUCAGCAAUCAGAGGAAGAGGGAAAACUUAGGGAGAGGCAACGUCCGGCCGUUCCCUGUAACCAUGACGGGAGCCAUCUGUGAGCAGUGCGGCGGGCAGAUCAACGGCGGGGACAUGGCCGUCUUUGCCUCGCGAGCUGGGCACGGCGUUUGCUGGCACCCUCCUUGCUUCAUCUGCAGCGUCUGUAACGAGCUGCUGGUCGACCUGAUCUACUUCUACCAGGACGGCAAGAUUUACUGCGGCAGGCACCACGCCGAGUGCCUCAAGCCCCGGUGCGCAGCGUGCGACGAGAUCAUUUUUGCCGAUGAGUGCACCGAGGCCGAAGGGCGGCACUGGCACAUGAAGCACUUCUGCUGCUUCGAGUGCGAGACUGUGCUGGGGGGGCAGAGGUACAUCAUGAAGGACGGCCGGCCCUACUGCUGCAGCUGCUUCGAGUCCCUCUACGCCGAGUACUGCGACACCUGCGCCCAGCACAUCGGUAUCGACCAGGGCCAGAUGACGUACGACGGCCAGCACUGGCACGCCACCGAGACCUGCUUCUGCUGCGCGCAGUGCAAGAAGUCCCUCCUGGGCCGGCCCUUCCUGCCCAAGCAGGGGCAGAUCUUCUGCUCCAGGGCCUGCAGCGUCGGCGACGACCCCAACGGCUCCGACUCCUCCGACUCGGCCUUCCAGAGCGCGCGGGCCAAGGAGUCCCGCCGCAGCGCCAAGAUCGGCAAGAACAAGGGGAAGGCGGAGGAGGGCGCGCUGAGCCAGCUGCAGGUCACCUCCAGCCGCCUCUCCGCCGACGUGGACCCGCUCUCGCUGCAGAUGGACUUGCUGAGCCUGGCCAGCCAGACGCCGAGCCUCAACAGGGAGCACGUGUGGCGGAGCAGGGACGAGCUCUACCACUACGGGAGUAAAAUGGAGCAGGGGCAGUCCCAAAGCCCUCUGCAGCUUCUCAGCCAAUGCAAUAUCAGGACUUCCUACAACCCCGGCCAGGUCCCAGGCUCUCAGCCAGAUCUAUGGGCGAAGCACUUCAGCAACCCGAAGAGGAGCUCCUCGCUGGCGAUGAAGGGGCACGGCGGCAGCUUCAUCCAGGACUGCAGAGAGGACUACUAUUCGGGGCGGCUUCGCUCGCAGGAGAGCUACAGCGACAUGUCCAACCAGAGCUUCCCCGAGACCAGAGGAAGCCUCAAAGUCCCCAAGUACGAAGAGGAGGAGGAAGGUGGGAUGCCGACGCCACAGUGCCGCACCCGGCAUCCCAUCAACGCCCUGAAGUUCACGGAGGACCUGACGCCCACCGAGCAGACUCCCCGCGGCUCCAUGGAGUCCCUGGCGCUUUCAAAUGCCACAGGCCUCUCAGCAGACGGCGGAGCCAAGCGCCAGGAGCAUCUCUCCAGGUUCUCCAUGCCCGACCUGAGCAAAGACUCGGGCAUGAACGUCUCGGAGAAGCUGAGCAACAUGGGGACCCUCAACUCCUCCGUGCAGUUCCGCAGCGCCGAAUCCGUCCGCAGCCUGCUCUCCGUGCAGCAGUACCAAGACCUGGAGCCCAACCUCCACGACCUGGCCAGCCCCAUCAGCUACCGCGAGCGGCCGGCGCACGGCCGCCUGCACCAGAGCUUCGACUACGGCAGCGGGGUGCCCGGGGGCAAGCUGGGGGCGCAGGACGGCGCGAGGCAUGCCCCCAUGAGCGAGCGCACGCGCCGGCGAACUACCCUGCGGGACGAUGACCGGCACUACCGCCCGCACCGCUCGCGACGCUCCCGGCGCUCCCGCUCGGAUAACGCCCUGCACCUGGCCAGCGAGCAGUGCUGCCGGCUGAAGGAGAGGCCCUCGCUGCGAGCCAGGGAUGACUACGACCAGUUCGUGCACCAGCGGAGCUGCAGAGAGAGCCUGGAGCAGGGUCCCCGCAGGGACGCCUACGGCCACUGUCCCAGGACGGUGUCGGACCUCGCCCUGCAGAACCACUUGGGCGAGCGCUGGGGGCCCUACUUCGCCGAGUACGACUGGUGCUCGACGUGCUCCUCCUCUUCGGAGUCCGACAACGAGGGCUAUUUCCUCGGGGAGCCGAUUCCCCAGCCCGCCCGCCUCCGGUACGUGACCAGCGAGGAGCUCCUGCACAAGUACGGCUCCUACAGCAUGCCCAAGUCUUCCACCUUGGGCGGCAGAGGACAGUUGCACAGCCGGAAAAGACAGAAGAGCAAAAACUGUAUCAUAUCCUAAUGGCAUCCUUGCCGGGCACCUUCGGAGAAUGUAGAUUAACUCACAAACUUGCACUGUUCUAGACCAUGUAAGCGCUUUUAUUGUAACAAAAAGGCCUGAGGAGUAGGGGUUUGUAAGAAGGUUGUAGACUGGCUUCUAUAAAUAGUCAUAAUCGUGGGCACAGUGAA
This is a messenger RNA of Cygnus olor (mute swan), 2935 nucleotides long. It is a transcript of the gene PRICKLE2, whose product is annotated as prickle planar cell polarity protein 2. Lineage: Eukaryota; Metazoa; Chordata; Aves; Anseriformes; Anatidae. Gene Ontology annotation, molecular function: zinc ion binding. The record is from RefSeq and is a predicted model, not a curated record.